AUGACUACUGGCACUGCUGUCAACGGCGACAAGCCAAGGGAGACCUUCCUCUUCACAUCGGAAUCUGUAGGCGAGGGUCAUCCUGACAAGAUUGCUGAUCAAGUCUCCGAUGCUGUCCUCGAUGCCUGCCUAACCAUUGACCCGAAGUCUCGCGUAGCCUGCGAGACUGCCACCAAGACCGGCAUGAUCAUGGUCUUUGGUGAAAUUACUUGCCCUGGCAAGAUUGACUACCAGAAGGUCAUUCGCGAUGCCAUCAAGGACAUUGGCUACGACCACUCCGAUAAGGGUUUCGACUACAAGACGUGUAAUGUCCUUGUUGCAAUUGAAGAGCAGUCGCCCGAUAUUGCCCAGGGUCUCCAUUAUGAGAAGAAGGACGAGGAACUCGGUGCCGGUGACCAAGGUAUCAUGUUCGGCUAUGCCACCGACGAAACGCCCGAGUACCUCCCCGCCACCAUCCUGCUUGCUCACAAGCUCAACAGCGCCAUGAAGGAGGCUCGCAACUCUGGAGAACUCCCUUGGCUAAGACCCGAUACCAAGACCCAAGUCACUAUCGAAUACGCCAAGGAUGGCGGCGCCGUUGUGCCUCUCCGCGUUGACACCGUUGUCGUCUCUGCUCAGCACUCCGACGACAUUUCCACCGAGCUCCUCCGCAAGGAGAUCAAGGAGAAGAUCAUCAAGAAGGUCAUCCCCGCCAAGUACCUUGAUGACCGCACCAUCUUCCAUAUUCAGCCUUCUGGCCGCUUCGUCAUUGGCGGUCCUCAGGGUGACGCCGGACUGACUGGUCGCAAGAUCAUCGUUGACACCUACGGUGGAUGGGGUGCUCACGGUGGUGGUGCGUUCUCCGGCAAGGAUUAUAACAAGGUGGAUCGUAGUGCCGCCUACCUGGCCCGCUGGAUCGCCAAGUCCCUCGUACACGCCAAGCUCGCUCGUCGGGCCCUUGUGCAGCUCUCUUACGCCAUUGGUGUCGCAGAGCCGCUCUCCCUCUUCGUUGAGACCUACGGUACCUCGGACAAGACCUCUGACCAGCUGGUAGAAAUCAUUCGCAAAAACUUUGACAUGCGGCCCGGUGUCAUUGUCAAGGAACUCGGCCUCGACAAGCCCAUCUAUCGGCAAACCGCCAAGAACGGCCAUUUCACCAACCAGAGCUUCAGCUGGGAGAAGCCUCUGGAACUCAAGUUUUAG
Cyphellophora europaea CBS 101466 is the source of this 1182-nucleotide messenger RNA. Its product is annotated as S-adenosylmethionine synthase. Gene Ontology annotation, biological process: S-adenosylmethionine biosynthetic process. The record is from RefSeq and is a predicted model, not a curated record. NCBI's taxonomy places the organism in Eukaryota, Fungi, Ascomycota, Eurotiomycetes, Chaetothyriales, Cyphellophoraceae. The transcript is spliced from 3 exons. The coding region runs from base 1 to 1182 and encodes 393 amino acids. Gene Ontology annotation, cellular component: cytosol. Gene Ontology annotation, molecular function: ATP binding; methionine adenosyltransferase activity.